This is a messenger RNA of Ostreococcus tauri, 1203 nucleotides long. RefSeq names its product Sec-independent periplasmic protein translocase,conserved site. Gene Ontology annotation, molecular function: proton motive force dependent protein transmembrane transporter activity. The transcript has a single exon. The record is from RefSeq and is a predicted model, not a curated record. Gene Ontology annotation, biological process: intracellular protein transmembrane transport; protein transport by the Tat complex. The coding region runs from base 1 to 1203 and encodes 400 amino acids. Gene Ontology annotation, cellular component: membrane; TAT protein transport complex. Lineage: Eukaryota; Viridiplantae; Chlorophyta; Mamiellophyceae; Mamiellales; Bathycoccaceae.
AUGGCGUCGACGUCGUCGACGUCGCGGAUGACGAUGCGCGCGCCGGUGCCGGGGCCGGGGACGCGGGCGGUGCCCGGGACGCGACGUCACGGGACGAUGAUCGGCGCGCGGGCGUUCGUGGGGGGGUCGUGGGCGCGCGCGCGCGCGCGGGCGCGGUGGACGGCGAUGGGCGAUCGGCGCGGGCGGUGGACGUCGCGCGCGGGGGGGACGGAGGGCGAGGGGGGGGGCACGGCGCGGACGGAGGGCGACGGCGACGACGCGGGCGGAGACGGGUACAAGACGUCGUUGACGUCCGAUCCGGCGUUCGCGCGAGGGAUUUCGCGCGAUGAAACGGUGCGGGCGAACGGUGGGGGGGGUGAGACGGCGAUGACGACGACGACGCGGAAGACGCGCGCGUUCGUGGAGGCGCCGAGCGAGGCGGCGCAGCGAGAGCAAGUGCGGAGCUUUCUGUAUCCGGGGGAGGAUCAGCUCCCGGAUGACGUGUCGAUGACGAUCUGGGAACAUCUCGAGGAGCUUCGCGAGCGCGCGCUCGUGAGCGCGGCCGCGGUGGGGUCGCUCAUUUUGCUGUGCUUUUGCUUUGCGAAAGAUUUGACAAUUUUCCUCGAGCAGCCCGUGGCGAGCCAAGGGGUGCGGUUUCUUCAACUCGGUCCGGGUGAGUACUUCUUCACCACGGUCAAGGUUGCGGGGUACACCGGUUUGCUCGCGGGCGCGCCCGUGGUGCUGUACGAGGCGAUCGCGUACGUCUUACCGGGUUUGACGCUGAACGAGCGCAAGACGCUGGGUCCAAUCGUGCUCGGUUCCUCGGUGUUGUUUUACGGAGGCAUCGUCUUCGCGUAUUACAUCCUGGUACCCGCGGCGCUCAAAUUCUUUGUCGGUUACGCCGAUGGUGCGGUCGAGUCGCUCUGGUCCAUCGAUCAGUACUUUGAGUUCGUCCUCGUCCUUCUCUUCUCCACCGGAUUGUCGUUCCAGGUGCCCGUGAUUCAGCUCUUACUCGGACAGACUGGGCUCGUGAGCUCUCAACAGAUGCUCGGUGUUUGGAGAUACGUCGUCGUGGGCUCGGUCGUCGCCGCCGCCGUCCUCACACCGUCGACGGAUCCGUUUACGCAGAUGCUGCUCGCCGUGCCGCUCAUGUCUCUGUAUUUGGGCGGCGCCGCGCUCGUCGGCGUCGUCGAAAAAGGUAGAGACGCCGACGCCGCCGCGUGA